AUGUCUCCUCUCGCAAUCUUCCACCGUCUUGCUCGCGCCACGUACUCCUCCCUUCUCCUCUCAACGUCUCAAGUUCGAAGCUUUAAAGCGUCUACAUGGGAAGAUACCAUUACCCGAAUCAGCCUCUGGUGGGAGCAAGCCAGGGCUGUGGUGGUUGUGCCUGUCUUCAAGUUCCUGGUGGCUCUAUGCUUGAUCAUGUCUGUGAUGCUCUUCGUUGAGAUGAUGUACAUGGGACUUGUGGUAGCGUAUAUCAAGCUGUUCAAGAGGAAGCCAGAGAAAGUUUACAAAUGGGAAGCUAUGGAGGAGGAUGAUGUUGAGUGUGGCGGCGAAAGCUUCCCUAUGGUUCUUGUGCAGAUUCCUAUGUACAAUGAAAAAGAGGUCUGUGAGCAAUCAAUUGCAGCUGCUUGCAAAAUCUCGUGGCCGUCGAAUCGUAUAAUAAUCCAAGUGCUUGAUGACUCCACAGAUCCAGCUAGUAAGGAACUGGUGAAAAAGGAAUGUGAGAGAUGGUCAAAAGAAGGGGUCAACAUAACCUUUGAGAUAAGGGAUAACAGAAAAGGAUACAAAGCCGGUGCGCUGAGAGAAGGGAUGAAGCAUAGCUAUGUGAAGCAGUGUGACUACGUUGCUAUCUUUGAUGCUGAUUUUCAGCCUGAACCUGAUUUCCUCUUCCGCACCGUUCCUUUCCUAAUUCACAAUCCAAAGUUAGCACUUGUUCAAGGCCGUUGGGAGUUUGUGAAUGCGGGACAAUGCAUGAUGACGAGAUUGCAGGAGAUGUCUCUGAGUUACCAUUUCAUGGUAGAGCAGCAAGUUGGAUCCUCAACGUUUGCCUUCUUUGGGUUCAACGGAACGGCUGGUGUGUGGAGAAUCUCGGCGCUGAAUGAGUCAGGUGGAUGGAAUGACCAGACAACAGUAGAAGACAUGGACUUAGCUGUAAGAGCCACACUCAGAGGCUGGAAGUUGCUAUACCUCGACGAUCUCAAGGUGAAAAGUGAGUUGCCUUGUUCAUUCAACGCCCUCCGUAGCCAGCAGCAUAGAUGGACUUGUGGCCCUGCGAAUCUAUUCAGGAAAAUGGCUGGAAAGAUAAUAAGAAGCGAGAAUGUCUCUCUAUGGAAGAAGCUGUAUAUGUUGUACAGCUUCUUCUUCAUGCGCAAGCUCGUGGCUCACGUCCUCUCCUUCUGCUUCUACUGUGUUAUCUUGCCAGCUACUGUUCUGUUCCCUGAGGUCACGGUUCCGAAAUGGGCUGCGUUUUAUCUCCCUUCUUUGAUCACUCUCCUCAUCGCACUCGGUAGACUAAGAUCAAUCCAUCUUUUGGCGUUUUGGGUUCUGUUUGAGAACGCAAUGUCACUGGUUAGAACAAAGGCUCUGGUCAUGGGCUUGUUUGAAACAGGGAGAGUACAAGAAUGGGUUGUGACAGAGAAGUUAGGUGACGGUCUCAAGACGAAGCUGAUUGCACAAGCACCUGAAGAACAUCACGUCAGAUUCAGAGAUAGGGUGCAUUUGAUGGAGCUAUUGGUUGGAGCGUACCUGUUGUUCUGCGGAUGCUACGACAUCAUCUACGGGAAGCAGACGCUGUUUUUGUACCUUCUGUUCCAGUCAAUGGGCUUCUUCGUUGUUGGUUUUGGGUAUGUGGGCAAAUAUGUUGCUGCUUCAUCAUCCUAACAUUAGAUUUUUAGAUCACAAAGAGUCUCAAUAUGUCUCGAAAGGUUUUUUAGUUGUUGAUACCAUAUUGAGAUUACCCCUUUUUUUUUUGUUUGGGAGGUCUGAGAAUAAUAAUGAUAUAUAUACACUUUGUAUUACUACCACUUGAGUGAUUGUAACACAACGAAUCUAUCUCAAACGUGACCAAUACAGUCUCCUGAUUCAUUCUCUA
This is a messenger RNA of Brassica oleracea var. oleracea, 1867 nucleotides long. RefSeq names its product probable mannan synthase 7. NCBI's taxonomy places the organism in Eukaryota, Viridiplantae, Streptophyta, Magnoliopsida, Brassicales, Brassicaceae. The record is from RefSeq and is a predicted model, not a curated record. Gene Ontology annotation, molecular function: mannan synthase activity. Gene Ontology annotation, cellular component: Golgi apparatus. The transcript has 9 exons. The coding region runs from base 1 to 1656 and encodes 551 amino acids.